AUGGUGGAGUGGUCAGAUUCUGAGUGCAGUACUAUUGCGAGUGUCUGGUGCAAAAUCAACGUCGAUGAAAUCGGACCCCAGGCUCUGGCAAGGGUGCUGAUUGUUUAUCCCUGGACUCAGAGGUAUUUCGGUGCCUUUGGAAACCUAUCCAGUGCAGCUACUUUGGAUUUAUGUAUUUUCAUUGUUUCAUAUGGCAGGGUGCUGAUUGUUUAUCCCUGGACUCAGAGGUAUUUCGGUGCCUUUGGAAACCUAUCCAGUGCAGCUGCAAUCCUGGGCAAUCCCAAGGUGUCAGAGCAUGGCAGAACAGUGCUAAAUGCGUUGGACAAAGCCGUGAAGAACUUGGGUAACAUCAAAGGCACUUACUCUGAACUCAGCCAGCUGCACUGCGACAAACUCAACGGCGAUCCAGAUAACUUCAGGCUGUUGGCCGAUUGUCUCACCAUCGUCGUUGCGAGCGCAUUUGGAUCCGCGCUCAGCCCUGCUGUUCAGGCCACCUGGCAGAAAUUCCUGUCCGUAGUUGUGGCGGCUCUCUCCAGCCAUUACUUCUGAAGUCCCGCUCGAGAUCUCUGCCUCAAUUCAAUCAUGAUUCAAUGCAUUAAAGAUUUCAAAAGGCAUAUACUGUAUAAAAAAAACAUUCAAUCAAGGGUGUAUUUUGAGUCUUUUGUAUUUAUCAAGUCAGUUAGCUAGACUAUUUUAGCUAAAAAUGAUAGGCUUUCGGUUAAUGAGCAUUUCUCUUUAGAAUUAAUAAAACUGUUGCCAUCAUGUUCAGCCAUCAGCUGAAUAGCUGUUCACAUUGCAGUGCAUGGUUAGUAAUAUUUUAUUUUUCAGCUUUUAGAAGAUUCAAAAUAGUUUUGCUUGAUCUCAAAUUAAUAAACAGACGUAAGGAGGGGAACGUCUCUGACAGGCAGAUGGUUCUGACAUGGAUACAGAAUGGUGGGAUGAUUCUGAAGGUCAUGCUCCAGCUGUAUGAUGCAAGGUGGGCCAUGUGGACAUGUUCAUUAUAUAGACGUUAUACUACGGAUAGUUCUGGAUCUCAGUUCUUUUACGUGUACACACACAAUGUUAUAGGCUACAAUGUUAUAAUUUAAGUUUUAAAAAAUGCAGCAGCAACCCAUGUGUCAGAAUAGUUUGUGGGUUUACCAAGAUUUCUGCGUAAAUUGAUUAAGUGACCAAUGAGAUAAAAUUAAAGUGACCAAUGACAUAAUAAGCACUGGUAAGUUUACUGUCAAAUGGCCUAUACAGCUCUCCAUGGCGAUAGCCAGCGAGGUAACAGUUUAGCUAGAAUGGCGGAAGCUCCAAGAAAAAAGGCGAAAACAUACAAUUUCCAUUUAGAAUGGGACAGAGGUGUAAAGUAUUUGAGUAAAUGUAAU
Molecule: messenger RNA, 1370 nt
Organism: Sinocyclocheilus rhinocerous
Lineage: Eukaryota; Metazoa; Chordata; Actinopteri; Cypriniformes; Cyprinidae
Product: hemoglobin subunit beta-1-like
Exons: 4
Coding region: 1-549 (182 amino acids)
Biological process (GO): oxygen transport; hydrogen peroxide catabolic process
Cellular component (GO): haptoglobin-hemoglobin complex; hemoglobin complex; blood microparticle
Molecular function (GO): oxygen carrier activity; oxygen binding; haptoglobin binding
Source: RefSeq, a predicted model, not a curated record